Messenger RNA from Prosopis cineraria, 2001 nucleotides. RefSeq lists its product as uncharacterized. NCBI's taxonomy places the organism in Eukaryota, Viridiplantae, Streptophyta, Magnoliopsida, Fabales, Fabaceae. Gene Ontology annotation, molecular function: GTPase activator activity. Bases 565 to 1947 code for a protein of 460 amino acids. The transcript has 9 exons. Gene Ontology annotation, biological process: activation of GTPase activity; intracellular protein transport. The record is from RefSeq and is a predicted model, not a curated record.
AAAGCUUUGAAAAUCUGCAGGAGUACAUCACAGGAAAAUGCCCUGAGUUUAUGAACCGGAAUCUGAAAUUAGCGCAGAGGUGACUAUGCGUACGAAUUGUAGCAUCUAGUUCUUGCCAAAGCUCAAAAGUCAAAUUAUUAGCUUCAACAACUCCUUCAAAUUGUCAGACUCUGAACUUACCACAUCAACCAAAGGGGAUCAUAGCCGUUGACGGAGAGGAGGUCGGAAAUUCAGGCGGUAAUUAGGGGGGUCGUGAACGCGACGGUGAGUUUGUCAGUAUAUGAUCAUGGAGACGAAAAUGAUCCUCCCUCGGCCAACAUUAUUUGCAAAUUUGGCGGUAAUAGAAUUCAAGCAUGCGCCAGGCGGAAAAGUUCGCCACCUACCAUUCAACGUUAACGAUAACUAUAACUAACAUUCUUCUUUUUGCGAUUAUAACUGAGUUAACUUAUCGCAGGAACCCCUUUUCCUUUCUUGCUCUUUUACACUAUUAUCUCUCCUUGCGCACUUCCUUCAAUUUCAACCCGGCCGAUUCCUCUCCCCGAAUUCGGUCCCAACUCAUACGCCAUGAUCAAAGGCAAACUCAAGCUUCCUGCUCCAGACAAGCCACGGAGGGUUUUCCCCGACCGUCUGGGCAGCCUGGUCUCCGGAUUCGAGGGUAAGGAUGAAGAAAUUGAAGGAUCUGACUGCGAAUUUGAGCCGGGUAAAGAGCUGGAGCCCAUUCAACCCAAUGGGUUAGGGUGUGAGAGGGAAAGUGAUGUUGAUAAUGAAGUUAACGAUGAGGACGUAGACGCAAAAGUUCGGCAACGGCCUGCCGAAGAUGGUGUAAAUCCGGUCUCAGUGUUGAAAGCUAUUGUGAUGGACGAGAAAAGAUCCGAUCUCGAACAUGAGCUUUCUCAGAGGGAAAUUAAUAUGGAAAAAUUGCAAAGAAUUGCGAGCACUGGCAUUCCUGAUGGAGGGAGUUUGCGCGCAACAACAUGGAAGCUACUCUUGGGUUUCUUGCCAUCUUCCCGUGAACUUUGGGACAAGGAAUUGAAAGAGAGUAGGCAAAAAUAUGCUCAGUUGAAAGAGGAGGUCCUCCAGGAUCCCCCUGAGUGUACCUGGAAACAAGAGGGAGAAUCAAGUUCUGCUAUGCAGCAAGAGAAUAGUGAUGUUGAUGGAACCCUUAGGCGACACGAAAUUUCUCAAGAAGAUCACCCUCUAAGCUCAUGUAAGGCUAGUCUUUGGCGUGAAUACUUUCGGUAUACAGAGUUGGUAGCGCAGAUAGAUCGUGAUUUGCUACGCACUCAUCCAGACAUGCCUUUCUUUUCAGGGGAUUCACCACUUAGUCGGAAAAAUAAGGAAGCAAUGAAGAACAUUCUUCUACUUUUUGCAAGAUUAAAUCCUGCAAUCCGAUAUGUUCAAGGCAUGAAUGAAGUCUUGUCCCCAAUAUACUAUGUAUUUAGUACUGACACUGACAAGGAAAAUGCUGCAAAUGCAGAAGCAGAUAGCUUUUCUUGUUUUGUUCGAAUCUUAAGUGAUUCAGUAGAUCAUUUUUGUCAACAAUUGGAUAGCAGUUCCAGUGGUAUCCUUUCAACUCUUUCCCGCUUGUCAGAUUUACUACAAGUAAAUGAUGAGGAAUUAUGGCGUCAUCUUGAUUUUAAAACAAAGGUCAAACCACAAUUCUAUGCAUUCCGGUGGAUCACAUUGCUCCUCACACAAGAGUUCAGUUUGGACAAAAUCCUGAGAAUAUGGGAUACACUAUUAAGUAAUCCUUUUGGUAUACAGGAUAUGUUGCUUCGGAUCUGUUGCGCAAUGCUUCUUUGUGUGAAAAAGAGAAUAAUGAGUGGUGAUUUUGUAAGUAACUUAAAUCUUUUACAGCACUAUCCUGAUGAUAUCAACAUAGAAUACCUCCUCCAGGUAGCUCAGGAUAUUAGCCCAGACACAUCAUCUAAUUGUUUAUCCAUGUGAUUUAUACAUGCACAUUUUUGUUUAACUAAUAUCAAGUUCUCUUGUUUUCAAAAA